GUCUCCCGCCGUAACAUUGAAAAAAGCUGGGACAACUUUUGCGUUGAAGAAACUACGACGAAGCAUUUGUUUCCGAGAGUUUUCACUUCUGCAGUUGUACAAUAAAAUUACUGAUGAUUGUUAUGAAUUGAAUAACUGCAAGACGGAACAAUGGAAGAGGGUCAAACAAUUGUUUUAAGCACCCAGGGCGAGGAAGAUCAAACAAUUGUUUUAGGCACCCACGAGGAGGACAACGUCGCCCACAAUGUGGACGGCAACACCCAGAUGGAAAUCUCUAUAAUCAAUAACGGCAGCGUCACUAACAUCAUCGAUGCCAGUGGGAACACCCUCAGCAGGCAGGAGGACGACGUCAUUGCUGUCCUCGGCCAGCUGUUUGAGAGCGCCGAGGACACCUUACAGCAAAUGGCCGAAGCUGCGAGUCAGAUAGAUCCCAGGCGUUCAGCACCUGACAUCCUGGAGGAGCCGAAAUCGGGCGGAUCACGACAUAGGCCGUUCGCCUGCCAGUGCGGGAAGACCUACACGUGCAAGAGCCACCUCAAGUAUCACCAGAAGGUCCACGACAACGUACGGCCGUACGUGUGCGACGUGUGCAACCUGAGUUUUCUGCAGCUGGGGCACCUGAGGCGACAUUCUCGGAUCCACACGCUCGAUAAACCGUACAAGUGUGACGUGUGUAACAAGUCCUUUCGGCAGAGUAGUCACCUCACCUGCCACCUGCGCAUCCAUACCAAUGAGAAGCCAUACAAGUGCGAGGUGUGUAGUCAGGGCUUCAGACAGAAGAGCGCCGUGUAUAGGCACAUCCAGCGUAUGCACAUCAAAGAGAAGGUGUACGUUUGUUCCCUUUGCGAAAAGGGGUACAGCGGGGAGGCCGACCUCCGCCGUCACGAGAAAACCCACGUCAACAUCACGUACUUUGCCGUCAUGAAUCUGCACACCAAACUAUCGAAGAUCUGCGGCCAUAUCGAAGAGGAGGACCCCUUAAUUCCUGCGGACAAUGGAGGGAUGCCACAGGAGAAUAAGGAGAAUGACAAUGCCAAGCAACAAACGAGCAACACCACCUCUCAAUCGCAGACGAUUGCUACGAGAAACCUCGUGGGAAGUAACACCACAAAGAAACAGACUAUGAUCACCUCAAAAACGAACGUAAAUAACUCGUCGAUUGUGAAUCACGUAAAUGCCGAUAACACCACAAUAAUGACUGGAAUCGAACAGAAGGGGAAUUUCACUUUUGUGGACGGCCUUCUGGCCCCUCUGUCUCAACCAGACGACCCAGCAAGACCAUUCAAGUGCGACGUCUGUAAUAAAUCCUACAAGAGCAAAGGUCACUUGAAGUUUCACUUCAAGGUUCAUCAGAUUGAUCGACCGUUCAGGUGUCCAUUCUGCGGUAAGGGCUUCCUCCAGAAAGGACAUCUGCGACGACACGUCUUGGUCCACACCGAGGAGAAGCCCUAUGUGUGCGCUGACUGCGACAAGGUCUUCAGGCAGAUCAGCCACCUCAACGACCACAAGAAGAUCCACGCCAACAUCAGACCAAGCGUCUGUCACAUAUGCUCCAAAGGGUUCCGGCAGACCAGCGCCCUCAAACGCCACAUCAUACGCAUGCACGCCACGCAAAAGUUGUUUGAGUGCGACUCCUGCGACAAGACGUACCGCCUUGAGUCGGAUUUGAAACGGCACCAGGCGACGACCUGCAAUAAGGAUAAGCCGCAACGUGUCCGGAGACCGAGGAAAUCGAAAGCCCCCGCUAAGAGGCGAAGGACAGCAGACAUGGUGGACGUAGAGGACAAUGUGGAGUCGGACUCUUGCAAUGUUUCACCUGAGAAGUCUCAUCAACGCCAGUCACAGAACUCCUCUCCAAGGAAAAUCUUCAAUUGUGAGAUCUGCGACAAGCCUUGCCGUAGCAAGGCCGACAGGAAGAUCCACAUGCGCAUCCACAACAAUGAGAAACCAUUCCAGUGCGGCAUCUGCCACAACAUCUUCCGUCAGCUGGCCCACCUCAAGCACCACAUGCUGAUCCAUACAGGGGAGCGACCGUACUCCUGUCAGCACUGCAGCAAGGCGUUCCGCGGCAACAGCGCCCUCACACGGCACAUUGAUCGCAUUCACCCAGUGGAGAAGAAAUUCGCAUGCGGGAUCUGCACGAAGGCCUGCGCGUCUGAGGCCGACAUCAAGCGACACCGGAAGUCACAUCGCAACGAGAAAGACGGAAUAGAGGGCGACAACAUCAAUGAUGGAGGUGAUGAAAACGACGCUGCCGGGGAAUCGCCAGAACCGAUGGACACCAAAGACUCAGAAGCGGACCCUGGUGACAAGGUUGUUGAGGAAGAGAAACAGCUAACAGGCAUGGAGGAUCCACUACCGAAUGCGAAGAAUCAACUAUCAGAAGCGGAGACUCAACUCCGUGAAGUGGAAGGCAGCCUUCCUAGUGCUGGUAAAGCCAAAGUUUUCUCGACCGUCGACGAAGAACAGACGGGGGAAGAGAGUUUGAAGGAAAGUGCGAACAUAGAAACUAUUGAAGGGACUCAAGACUUGAACGAGGGUCCUGAAACGGCUGAUACUGAAAAAUAGUUCUGCAGUCAAAUCGCCUUUAAAGACACUGGACACCUCUGGUAAAUCUCAAAGACCAGUCUUCUCACUUGGUGUAUCUCACC
Asterias rubens (European starfish) is the source of this 2651-nucleotide messenger RNA. Its product is annotated as zinc finger protein 665-like. Lineage: Eukaryota; Metazoa; Echinodermata; Asteroidea; Forcipulatida; Asteriidae. The coding region runs from base 151 to 2568 and encodes 805 amino acids. The record is from RefSeq and is a predicted model, not a curated record. Gene Ontology annotation, cellular component: nucleus. The transcript is spliced from 3 exons.